CAUCCUGCCGAAGCUACUGACUAUGAACAUGCGAACCAACUAGAACGUGUCGUUCGGAAACCCAUCGUACCCUAUAACAUCACGCACCAGUUCUAUAAAAGUUUCAGUUCUCGUCGAAUAGCUCAACCGAGUGGAGCACACAUAAAGAUUACGCGAAAUUUGGAAACCCAAGCUACAAGCUGCACAGUUGUGAACGUGGAAUUGUUACAAAUCUUUGCAUUCUUAAAGAAAGUCAUUUUGUGAAUAGAGUACAAUCAUAGCAACAUGUGGAAGAGUGUAGUGUGGAUAUCCCUGUUACUUGGAUACAGUUACGCAGGUGUCGCUUCUUGGAGUGAGGAUAUCUCAGUGCAUAACAAUGCGGCCGUCACUGGAAUACACUAUUCGCAGCAUGAAUCAUCGGUAAAUGCUGCCCGAAAAGCGGCAGCAGAGCGUUUGCAACAGCUACAGACAGCGUCUCUGGUGGCCGGCGGAGGUACUACUGGACCAUGUGACACUCUCUGCUAUAAUAGCUACACUGCCGAUGGUGCAAGUGAUGCAGAAACGGUUGGACAAGGCAUUGUGGGAUUCACAUCUACCGGAACAGCAGGUGCCGUUGGAUCUUCACAGAAAUAUUCGGCUAGUUCAUCACGAAUGUCCGAGUCGUCCGUACAGAACGCGCAUGGUCCGGUUGUCUAUCCAGCUGUAGCAUCGACAUCAGGUGUAAGAUCUACCUAUUCUAGUUCAUCCUCCUCCCGGCACAGUUCGGGAUUAGCACAACCUGCUGCAGCGGCACUGUACAGCGGCACUGAUCAUGGUCGAACUCACGUUAACGUUGGGCAGCCGCUGGUUUACACUGUUUCCGCACCACAAACGCAUGCUUCCCAAAGUAGCUAUGAGCGAACGAGCAACGAACGAUCGGUUGUGAGCCGUCCAGUUGUGUCCAAUGUAGUAUAUACUCCGGUUCCAGCAGCUGCGACUUCUAGCAAUAGUUUUAAUGCACGUUCCAGUUUCUCCGCAGCCUCGAAUGAACAGCAGUUUGUACAACCGGUCACAUAUCCGGCAGCUAGCAGUGACUAUACCGGACGCUACAUAGCUCAACAGGAUCAUCAGUAUAGACCAUAUCAAGCGAAAACGUACGUCCUGUACUCGAAACCGAUCAGUUCUUCUGUGUACUAUGCUCCGUCACGAUCACGAACCGAGGAGAGUGCUUCUACAACAUCUUACGAUGCUUCCGGACGAGUGGUAAACUUGAACGUUGUCCAACCGGUACAAUCCGAGCGUGUAGAUGAACGGAAGUCACAAGAGGGUGCCGAAUCGGUCCAAACUGUACAGCGCCAAUCGGAUCUCUAUCCAGUUCGGUCGUCGAUCGAUUUUCAGGAAAAGGUAGUAAAUCAAGAGCAGGACUAUGAGGAUGUAGUUGAUGGUGCAACCGAGAGGUCGAUUACCCCAACGAUUCCGACCUCCUCGUCCACCACCUCGCAGCGCCGUGCAGAGCAACAAAGUUCCUACGUUCGAACGGGUUCAUAUGUACCCAACACUGGUUCAUCCACUCGGUACAGUACAGCUCAUUCAGCUGACUCUCAGCGUCGCCAAACAUAUCAGUCCUCUCCAACGUACGUCGCUGCCGUUCCUGCAUCGGGACCUGUUUCCGCGUCCAAGUUUGAAAGUGCCUCUGAAUCUCAACACCAGCAGCAACGACACUCGCAAAACACACUCAACGUUCCGCUCCUUGUCCAGCCAGUUCCCGCAGGUGCUUCGUCCACAGCUAGUCGGUACGCAUCCUCAACACAGGAACAUCGCUCAGGUGCUAGUGGACCUGCCUACUACGCUCCAGCUGGCGCAACAUCAUACGGUUCCCAAUACUCUAACACGGCCGCUCACAGUUCCUCGCACAACAGUCGCUACAAGGCUGGCAGUGGUGGAGGCUUUGUGCACUAUCCCAUCACGAACGAUGAAUACGGUCGACGGUUCGGGGCAGUUGGCGGGGCAGGCGGUUUCGGUGCGGAAACAGAUCUACGGGACAUUAUGAGCGAAUCGGAGUCGCUUGCCCGGUUGCAGGCACAGAACGUGCACAAUGGUGCCGUGACGGGAAGUGGAACGUUCGAUGCGGAAACACGAUUCGGUGGUGACUCCGAAGGAUUGGGCACGAUGCCUGGUGGCUUCCAGCGCACCAAAUCUUGGUCCAGCAGUUCCAAGUGGGCUUCGGAACAGAGCUAUGGUGACGGCGGUAAACCGAAGACGUACAGCAUGCUUUCGACGGCGGAAAGCGAAAAACACAACAUAAAUGGAAAGACGACCGGUUACAAGGCAGCCACCACGACCCUGGAGGACGAUGGAAAGGUCAGCACGUACAGUCUGCACACCACGUAGAAGGUCGAUCGUUUUGCCGUUCUCGAUUCAGGAUUCUGGUUCAGGUUCUGUUAUUAUUUUGCCUGGCGUGUUUAUGUUGAUUUCAUUAAGCAUUAACUUAUGUAGGUUGUAAGUCAUACGAUCAAUAAAAUUCGAAAAUUCAUCCUUAA
Molecule: messenger RNA, 2498 nt
Organism: Anopheles funestus (African malaria mosquito)
Lineage: Eukaryota; Metazoa; Arthropoda; Insecta; Diptera; Culicidae
Product: pneumococcal serine-rich repeat protein
Exons: 5
Coding region: 265-2349 (694 amino acids)
Source: RefSeq, a predicted model, not a curated record